UUGUCCGCCAACUCCCAACCGCAUACGCAGACAGCUCCUACGAUUACUCGGGGCCUGAUCGGCCACACCCCCGGGACAUCAGCCUUGCCAUGAAGGGACGCAGCGGGCUGGCCUCCUAUAUGAACAGGACAGUGAUGUUGCCUAUAUUUGGCGAGGUAAUAGUGAUGGAGACGAUGAAAUCCGUAGGUGCACACUGUCCUAUAGAGCUGGACCCUAUCCGCCUCCCUAAGUGUGACCAUGAGUACGACCCGAACUGUACAGGAAAGGUGGUUAAUUCGUUCUUGAGAGCCAAGUAUGACAACAAAUGGACGGGACGGUUUCCUGGGAGACCUAGAGAACAG
Lingula anatina is the source of this 341-nucleotide messenger RNA. RefSeq names its product dual oxidase. Gene Ontology annotation, molecular function: calcium ion binding; heme binding; peroxidase activity. NCBI's taxonomy places the organism in Eukaryota, Metazoa, Brachiopoda, Lingulata, Lingulida, Lingulidae. The record is from RefSeq and is a predicted model, not a curated record. Gene Ontology annotation, biological process: response to oxidative stress.